Molecule: messenger RNA, 2781 nt
Organism: Toxotes jaculatrix (banded archerfish)
Lineage: Eukaryota; Metazoa; Chordata; Actinopteri; Toxotidae
Gene: nt5e
Product: 5'-nucleotidase, ecto (CD73)
Exons: 9
Coding region: 533-2278 (581 amino acids)
Biological process (GO): AMP catabolic process
Cellular component (GO): plasma membrane
Molecular function (GO): metal ion binding; 5'-nucleotidase activity; nucleotide binding
Source: RefSeq, a predicted model, not a curated record
UCUGUGUCUGUGUCUGUGUGUGUGUGUGUGUGUGUCUGUGUGUCUGUGUCUGUGUGUGUGUGUGUGCUGGCCUCUUUACUUGUUUAUUGGACAGGGACACAUGAGAACAUUGCUUGAUUAAUACAAAGUAGAUGCAACACAUCCAGGUUUCUAACCGCGGCUAAGUCAGGCGGAGCUGUGUGACUCUGCCGCUGUGCUUCACCUGUGAUCUGUUCACAGAGGAGCGGGUCUGAGGGGACCUGAGCCGGGUGGUCUGACCUGCGCGCAGCUGUCCAGCUGUGGGUCGGAGAGUCAGAGCUGGGGGCGGGCGGUGGGGGCCGAUCAGCGUUCCUCUCGGUUCCUUCGUGUCUCGGUCUUCUCAGCAUGUACUUUCAUCGGACGCCACGUUUCAUUUAAGGAGACACACCGAGAGAAUCCGGAUCAGAGACGAGGAAACGGAGUCUGCUCGGUCAUGUAAGAGGAAACAAGCCGUUUGUCGUCCACCGCGUCCGGUUUCCUCCUCCCGUGUUUCUGCGCUUCGAUCAGCGGAGAGAUGGACGCGGUGCGCCCGGAGCAGAGCGCUCUGCCGCGGCUCAGCCUCCUCCUCCUCCUGCCGCUGGGAUUCUUCGCGUCCCCCUCGGCGGCCUGGGACCUGGUUCUCCUCCACACCAACGACGUGCACGCACGGGUGGAGGAGACCAACAAACACUCCGGGAAAUGCACCAAAGGCGGCGAGUGUUUCGCCGGCGUGGCCCGGAGAGCCACGAUGAUCAAGAGGAUCCGCAGCUCCGAGAGCAACGUGCUCCUGCUGGACGCCGGGGAUCAGUUCCAGGGGACCGUGUGGUUCAAUUACUACAAGGGAGCCGAGGCCGCGCAUUUCAUGAACAAGCUGCGGUAUGAUGCCAUGACCUUUGGAAAUCAUGAGUUUGACAACGGAGUGGAAGGACUGAUGAAACCGUUCAUGGAGGAGAUCGAGUGUCCUGUUCUCAGCGCCAACAUCAAAGCAGACACAACUCUGGCCCCCACCUUUGGAAAGUCGUACCUGCCCUAUAAGAUAUUCACAGUAGGUGCAGAGAAGGUGGGUGUGGUGGGAUACACGUCGCAGGAAACGCCUGCUCUGUCCAGACCUGGACCUCACCUGCAGUUCGUGGACGAGGUGAUGGCCCUGCAGCCGCACGUGGACAAACUUCAGACGCUGGGAGUCAAUAAGAUCAUCGCUCUGGGUCACUCCGGUUUCACCGUGGACCAGGAGAUCGGCAGGAAGGUGCGCGGGGUGGACGUGGUCGUCGGCGGGCACAGCAACACUUUCCUGUAUACAGGAACUCCUCCUUCCACUGAGACCCCCGCAGGUCUGUAUCCCUUCAUGGUGAAAUCGGACAGUGGACAGCUGGUUCCUGUUGUGCAGGCGUACGCCUUCGGGAAAUACCUGGGUUAUCUGAAAGUGACCUUCGAUGAUGCUGGGAAGGUCGUGAGCUCCACAGGAAACCCCAUCCUGCUGAACAGCAGCGUCCCACAGGAUCCAGAUGUUCUCGCUGAUGUGGAGGAAUGGAAGAAGAAUCUGAGCAACUACUCGGCUCAGGUGGUGGGAAAAACUCUGGUCUUCCUGAACGGGGAAACUACGGAAUGUCGUUUCCGGGAAUGCAACCUGGGAAACCUGAUCUGCGACGCCAUGCUCGUCAACAACAUCAGGUUCGUAAACGGUGUCCAGUGGAACCACGUCAGCGCCUGCAUCUUCAACGGCGGAGGCAUCCGGGCGUCUGUCGAUGAGCACAGCAGAAACGGUUCGAUCACCAUGGAGGACCUGAUCUCCGUCUUACCGUUCGGAGGAACCUUCGACCUGGUGCAGCUGAAAGGCUCCACGCUGAGGAAAGCUUUCGAACACUCAGUGAGACGAUACGGACAGAGCACCGGAGAGUUCCUGCAAGUGUCCGGAUUUCACGUAGAGUUUGACCUCACCAAACCUCCGGGCCAUCGAGUGAAGAGCCUCAGCAUCCUCUGCACCAAGUGUCGCGUCCCCCACUACGAACCGGUUCAGGAUGAGGAGGUUUACAAAGUGGUGCUGCCGUCCUACCUGGUGAAGGGCGGAGACGGAUUCUCCAUGAUCAAAGACGAGAAGCUCAAGCACAACAGCGGGGAUCUGGACAUUUCAGUCGUGUCCAACUACAUCACUCAAAGAAAGAACGUUUAUCCGUCUGUUGAAGGACGAAUCAAGAUCUACAGCUCAGCUUCUGGACUGAGGGGACAGACCACUGCGCUGGUUUUACUGGGGCUGCUCUGGACUCUGUGUGGGACCAUGUAAGACUGAAUCCACCCAGAAGACACAAGAGGACAGAAAAAACACUGCAUGUGAACAUGAAGAAGCAGCAGCUGAUGGACGUGAACAGGCCUGACCGAAGUAUCCGACCUUCAUCUGGAAAACCAGAGAAACUCGAGGAGCCAAACGUUCGUGGUUUGGACCUGCAGUUCGUCUGAUGACCACUGAGGCCUGAGCUGAACUACACAGCCCCAGAUUCUCUGAGGCUCACAGAGACAAACGAUUGGAUGGACAGGCGUCUCAGAGCAGCGUCCUUUAGUUUGUAGUUUUAUCAGGAUACUGAAAGUUGAAAUCGCGGCAGCUGAUCACUGCAGAUACGUUUUCAGAUUGUUUUAUAUUAUUGGGCCAUAAUUCUUUAGAGGUUUGUCAUUUCCUGUGUAAGCUACUUUUUCAAGGAUAAGUAUUAUCAAGCACUGUAUUAAUCCUACUACUCAAAGAUUUUACUGACAAAACUGAUGUGAAAUAAAUUCCAGCUUUUUAUUUCCUGG